Molecule: messenger RNA, 861 nt
Organism: Botrytis fragariae
Lineage: Eukaryota; Fungi; Ascomycota; Leotiomycetes; Helotiales; Sclerotiniaceae
Product: putative indole-diterpene biosynthesis protein
Exons: 1
Coding region: 1-861 (286 amino acids)
Source: RefSeq, a predicted model, not a curated record
AUGGUACAACCAAAACCUCUAUCUGCUUUUAGUAGACUAUCACCCUGCGUCUAUCUCUACACACCCUCCACCACCACCGCACCACCUCCAUCCGAUCCUUCAACUAUUCUCCUUUGCAGCUGGAACAAUGCUGCUCCGAAGCAUAUCUCCUACUAUACCACCUACUAUACCAAUCUCUUCCCUCUCUCCCGUAUCGUUCUCUGCACUAUGAAGACUUCUCAGUUCCUCCUCCAAUCCGAAGCCCGACGACGCAAAGACGCCGCUCCUGCUAUUGAUGCUCUAUUCUCCGGAUCAUCUGAUCAAGGGGCGAGGUUACUAGUCCAUUGCAUUAGCAACGGAGGUGCUAAACGAUUUUACGGAAUCGCUGGGUUGUAUCAAUCUCUGAAAGGAAAACCGCUUCCUAUAUCCAGCAUCGUAUAUGAUUCUUGUCCAUCCCUUCCGUGGUUUAAGCGAGAUUUGCACGCGCUCCUCCAUGUGCCUGGAGCCAAACUUCCUUGGCUAUUGUAUAUACCCCUAGCGGUUAUUGCUAUAAUAGCUGCGUCUAUAGUGUACUUCAUCGUACACUUUUGUCCACAUUGGGUGUGGAGAGAUUUGGUGAGGGGACCAUUGGAGGGUUUGAAUGAUGAGAGAUUGGUAAGGAAGGAAGCUACCAGGGGGUAUAUUUAUAGCGAGGAGGAUGAAGUCAUUGAGUGGAAAGACGUGGAGGAGCAUGGGGAAGUAGGUACUCUAAAGGGAUAUAGGGUUGAGAGGAUUAAGAUGGUUGGAGGAAAGCAUGCGCAAAUGUUUAGAGGUGAGGGCGGUGAAGAGGCUUAUUGGGGGUUUGUGAGGAAGCUGUGGGUGGAUGGAUCAAAAGACGUCUGA